AGGUAAACGGAGAUAAACAGGAAAUCGUCGGCCUUAGCCGGUCAUUUCAUUUUCUGACAUUGCGUUUGCUUUGUUAAAAGGGGGACACGCGGGUUAGAGAACGCGUACAGCAACAUGGCAGCGUCCAAUUACUCCUUAAAGGUGGACAGACACUUGCUGGACCCGAACUUCGAAAGUUACCGCCUGUCUCUGGACCCCCUCCCGAUGUACAACGUGGAGCUGGAAACAGCUGUUGCUGAAGUUGGACUGCAGGACAGCCAGUAUACACUGGACCAUGUGCGUGCUUUUGGGAUGUACAACUAUUUGCACUCUGAUCCCUGGUAUGAAGACAGCAUGUAUUUUGUGGAUCAGCAUGGUCGUGUUAUGGGUUUUUCGGUGACCCUGGACAGCGUCCUUGGCAAACCAAAGGAAGUGUUUCGGCUCUCGUCGGAGCUGCACAGCUUUGAGAAUCGCCUUUGUUCUUCGAUUCACUUCACAUCUUCCACCUGGGUCACCGUGUCUGAUGGAACUGGACGCCUGUAUCUUCUGAGGACGAGCAAACGAGGUGCCAGUCCGCAUGGCAAGUGGGAGGUCAUGUUUGACCAGACUCUCGGAGAGCCCUUUAUAAUUCUCAACAGCCUUUCCUACGUGGCCUCAGGCUGCCAUUCCUUCGAGGUGCUUGUGCUGCGGUUAGAGAAGGAGGAGGUCCUUUCCAAAGGAAGUGGCUUCCUUGUGUCACUUGAAUGGCUCACCAUCACCGGAGAAGGUGACAAGGGAGAAAAAAAAUAUGAAAUACUCACAAGGAGAAUCCUGCAUGGCAAGUCAGUUCCUCACUACGCUGCACUUGAACCAGAAGGCAAUGGCGUCAUGAUUGCAUCUGACAGGCCCUUCAAGUUCAUUCAGGUCAACGGGGAACCAAUAAGAGAAACCAGUGAAGAAGCAAUGGACGUUGAGGAGAGAAAAGAGCCAAUCUACUACUGGCAGCAAACCACUGAGGACUUGACAAUUGCGGUACGCUUACCUGAAGGCACGACAAAGGAAUCCGUCCACUUUAAACUGUCGAUGGACAACCUUCAAGUUGGUCUGCGGGGUUUUGCUCCUUUGAUGGAUGGCCAGCUGUACUCCUUGGUUGACUGUGAAGCCAGCACAUGGAUUAUGAAAGAGAAAAGUUUAGAGAUAAACCUGGUGAAGAAGAAUGAGGGACCAAUGUGGCCUGAAGUAGUUAUGGGUGACAGAAAUGGAGAAUUUAUCAUGGACCCUGCUCAGGCUGCUCUUAUAAUGGAGGGACUAAAGUAUCUUACCUCAGAAGACUUGAAUGCAAACCCUGAAAAAGAUAAGCCGCCGUGUAACGCCCAGGAGCUGGAGGAGUGUGACGUCUUUCCUGAAGACAGCUCAAGCCUGACGAGAUUUGAUGGGCGAACACUAAAAGCCACCCAUGUGGUAAAUCUCAGCAGCCACCAGUACCUGUUCACUGUUGUCACUAAUCCAGAAGAGAUGCCCUGUCUCUGUCUACGACACGAUGUCGACGCUUUAUUGUGGCAGCCCCAUGCGGACAAGCAGGACAACCUGUGGGAGCACAUCGCGACCUUCAAUGCUUUAGGGUACGUCCAGGCAUCCAAGCGAGACAAGAAGUUCUCAACCUGUGCCCCUAAUCAUUCCUACGCCGCCCUGUGCGAGUGUCUGCGGAGAGUCUUCAUUUAUCGGCAGCCGUCUCCGGUGUCCACCGAGCUCUACAACCGGAAGGAAGGCAGACGAGUAGGUCAGGUUGCUAAGCAACAGGUGGCGAGCCUGGAAUGCAGUGAUGCCGUCCUGGGAUUUAGUGCUACAAAUGAGAGACUCUUUGUCUUGACUUCAAAGAAUUUGUUUGUCAUAAAAGUGAACAGUGACAAUUAACGGCGUAUUCCAGCAGUCUGCUCGUAGCUGGUGAAGGCGCCCCCUUGAGUGCCAGUAUUCCAAAAGGUGUAAAGCAUUUCAGAGGUCAACAUCCAAGCAGGCCUGAUGAGAUCUGUCCUCCUGGUCCACGGUGUGUGGGCUCGCUUGACGUGCUUUUAAACGGAUUGGCACAGUAACGACGGGCACUCUCGUAUUUAAUAAAAUUGGAAGUUCACUUUUGUACAAUCA
This is a messenger RNA of Erpetoichthys calabaricus (reedfish), 2100 nucleotides long. RefSeq names its product NudC domain containing 1 (gene nudcd1). Bases 115 to 1872 code for a protein of 585 amino acids. The record is from RefSeq and is a predicted model, not a curated record. The transcript is spliced from 10 exons. Lineage: Eukaryota; Metazoa; Chordata; Cladistia; Polypteriformes; Polypteridae.